Molecule: messenger RNA, 1836 nt
Organism: Scophthalmus maximus (turbot)
Lineage: Eukaryota; Metazoa; Chordata; Actinopteri; Pleuronectiformes; Scophthalmidae
Exons: 2
Coding region: 604-1596 (330 amino acids)
Source: RefSeq, a predicted model, not a curated record
AUUUUUUUCCAUUAAAAACUACUUGAACCAAUUAAUCAAUUUUCAAAAUAGUGGUGAUUCAUUUUGUAAACGAUUACUAAUCGUUUAACUGUGUCAGCUCUAAUUGACAUUUGACAGAUCAUAUCUUUCUAAAUGGAAGAUUGCUUUAUUUAAAAGCGGUUGCAGCAUGGAAACACUAGGUUCUAGUAAACCACAAAAUAAACCACAAAAUAAUUCAAUUAAUUAUUUGGACAAACCAUCAACUGUGUAGUUAUUAACACACGUUACACUAGAACUUGCCAUAAAGAUUAUAAUCCUAAUAUUUGUCCAUGCAGUUAACUGGAACUAUAGAAUUGAACCAAAUUUCACUUUCCAAAUAAAUUGAAAUGAAUAAUAGAUUAUUUAUAGGAUAAUGUUAAAUUAAAAGACCCAACUGUUGUUUAUGAAAAACAUGCCCUUUUUAAGCAGUAGCUCCAUUACGGAUUAGAGUUCCUGAGCAGUGAUGGUACAGCUCAGAUGUCAUGAGCCAGUGUUUUUUUUUUUUUUUUUUUAGGGGAGGAGUGAGACCUCCCGACCACACUUCAAAUCCACUCCCCUCCAUCACAUCACUCCCCUCAUGUCCACAUGCCAGUCACAGUAUUAUUAUUACUCUUCUUCGUUUACCUCCCGGACAAUUGUUCCAGUGGGACCCCCCCCCGGAGAGGCAAUGGGCUGCACUCCGUCCAAGUCGGGCGUCAUCUACACCCAGGAGCGGGUCAGUCGGGACCUGGACACCUGCUCCACGUUCGUCCCCAGCCUCAAGAGCCCCGUGUGGACGCCGGACAGACCGCGGCUCUGCGUGGAGGGCGGCGGGCAAACCCUCCUCAGCGUUCCCCGCCGAGAUGUCCACGGGCGGUCAGUGAGCCAGUCCUCCCACCCGGAGUCGUGGAGCUCCGCGGGCGGCUCGUUCUCUGUGGCUCCGGGCAGCGGCAGCAGCAGCAGCCCGACCGACUCCGGACCCGCACGAUGACACCGAGGAGGGCUGUCUGCGGGACAACCGGACCGACUCCAUCCCGCACGAUGACACCGAGGAGGGCUGUCUGCGGGACAAGCGGACCGACUCCGGACCCGCACGAUGACACCGAGGAGGGCUGUCUGCGGGACAAGCGGACCGACUCCAUCCCGCACGAUGACACCGAGGAGGGCUGUCUGCGGGACAAGCGGACCGACUCCAUCCCGCACGAUGACACCGAGGAGGGCUGUCUGCGGGACAAGCGGACCGACUCCAUCCCGCACGAUGACACCGAGGAGGGCUGUCUGCGGGACAAGCGGACCGACUCCAUCCCGCACGAUGACACCGAGGAGGGCUGUCUGCGGGACAAGCGGACCGACUCCAUCCCGCACGAUGACACCGAGGAGGGCUGUCUGCGGGACAAGCGGACCGACUCCAUCCCGCACGAUGACACCGAGGAAGGCUGUCUGCGGGACAACCGGACCGACUCCAUCCCGCACAAUGACACCGAGGAGGGCUGUCUGCGGGACAAGCGGACCGUCUGCGGGACAAGCGGACCGACUCCAGACCCGCAAUUGAUACUUUUCACUCUUAUUCGGUGCAAUAACCGUUUCCUUUCGAUGUAGAAGAGGGUUGCGUAGAGGGUAAAACCGGAAGGUCAGCUGUGCGAUGGAUGCAUUCGAUACAGAGCUGCAACAGUUAAUCGAUUAAACGAUUGGUAAAUUAAUCGGCAGCUGUUUUGGUAAUCGAUUAAUCGGUUCAAGUCAAGAUUCUCUGAUUUCAGCUUCUUAAAUGUGAUUAUUUUCCUGUUUCUUUGCUCCUCUGUGACAGUAAAACGAAAUAUCUAUCUACUAAAACAUCAUCUU